AUGCCCAUAAACUUCACUGUGGUUCCUGUAGAGGAUGGCGGGGCCGGGAAGUCAACUCUCGAAGGUGUGUUUAGUGAGGAAGAUGAGGAAGACAUUUCUCCACGACGACCCUACUCAGGUGAGGGCCCACGCUGUUGACGUUGUCAUGACAGGCUCAGACAAGCAGAGUAGCUUCAGUAGAACAGCUGAACAUGUUGACUUUAACUUAGCUUUGGGACACAACAUUCCUCAGGGAGUUCAACCAAUACACAGACUCCCAAUGUUGUGUCCCAAAGCUAACUGGCCCUUGACUUAAAGAAUUCUGAUAUGAUAUAUUGCUUUGUUUGUUUGUUCAUUUUUCUGUGGUCUAAGGAGACCGAAUAUACUUUUUCCGACAAGAUUGAACUUUUGAACUUUUUGUAAUUCUGACAAGAAAUCAACUCCUGAGAUCAAAAACUAGUGAGGGCUUUCUGAGAUCUUUCCUCUUGCUCUCUCUCUCUCUCUCUCUCUCUCUCUCUCUCUCUCUCUCUCUCUCUCUCUCUCUCUCUCUCUCUCUCUCUCUCUCUCUCUCUCUCUCUCUCUCUCUCUCUCUCUCUCUCUCUUUCCCCCUCUCAAUCUUUCACUCACUCAACUCAUUCACACAUAUCUUUCUCCCUCUUAAUGUGAAAUCAAUAUGGAUAGUAGUCUGUUAUCUUUAGAGGUUUCUCAGCCUUACAUUCCACAGUGGCAGUCACUGCCAAAAUGCCUCUCCUCUGUCAAGUAUUAACUUGCUGUAAACCAGUAGAACUCCAUUGUUCUCUUCCUGUUGGAAGGGAGAGUGGGUUAGGGUUAGUUUAUUGGAAUGUCACAGACUGACUGUCUGCUCUUUACUGCUGUAACUAUACUAUUUUAGUAUUUGCACACAACAUCAUUCUUGUAAAACCGUAGUAAUUUCAGAUUCUGAGGUGUUUUUUCACUUGUGUAGCUUUAAAAAACAAAUUUAUUGAGGAAAGAGUCCUUUUUGAUUGUCUCCCAAUUGUUGCUGCAGCACACAUGUGCUGCUGUCAGCCCUCACUGACUUUGUAUGGAAAGGAUAUCUAUUCACGGGGGAUUAUAUAACCCAGAUGUUUGUUUGUUGGAGUGUGUGGAUGUGUAUGUGCUUGCGUGGGUGUCUGCCUGUGUUUUUCCGACCAAACUCUUCCCACAUGAAAAAUACUGUAGUAUUCACUGUAGUGUUUUUGCUGACUUUACUUUAGUAUUUACUGUAGUGUUUGGGACAUGACUGUAGUAUACUGUAUUAUUUACUGUAGUGUUUUGCGUACAUGACUGUAGUAUACUGUACUUUUUACUGUUUACUAUAGUAUAAAUACUAGUAUUAAAAUAGUCAAUUACUAUAGUAUAUACUCUAGUUUCUUAUGUUUUUGUGGACAUAACUGCCAUAUUUACAAUAGUGUUUUUAUUUGAUAAUUUUUGACAUAGAAGUGGGGGCUUUCUCCUUGAGGAAACCUACUGGACAAAUAGUAAAAGAGCACAUUUUCCAUAACCUGAACAGAUAGUUCAAAGCUUCUGCUCUUUUCUAUAACCUGUAGGGAACACGAUAUAUGGUCUAUACUUGGCAUGUAGGUUUCUCACUCAUGGGUGGCACAAAUUAGGAGAUGGGGGAUGGGAAUGGGUGGGGAAUAUGGAAAGUAAAUACUGUAGUAUUGCUAUAGUUAAAAAGCUGUAGUGUUUUUGCGGAAACUACCUGAUGCCUAACGUUGUAGAAUUUAAUAUAGUAUUCUACAGUAUGCUAUAACAUUAUAUGGAUAGUACUACACAUGAUUAAGGGAUACUACAGUGUGUAGUACAGUAUUCUACAGUAUACUACAAAAUUCUAUAGUAAGUACCACACAUGAUCAAGGGAUACUAUAGUGUGGAGUAUAGUAUUCUACAGUAUACUACAGUUUACUACAUAAUUCUAUAGAAUUCUAUAGUAAGUACUAUACUAUUCUGUAGUAACCUGUAGUAUUUUUUAAUGUGGGUUAUGCCUAUUUAUUUUAGUCCCAUUGAGACCAAGGUCUCUUUUGCAAGGUAGCCCUGCAUCUUACAAUAACACAACAAAUUACACAUAGGAAAUACACCAGAAAGAAUACCCCAAAGAGAAUGCAAAAAUACAAAACACACUCAAGAAAAGCAAUCACAUUCAUCAACAAAGAGGUCCUCAAUCAACACUGAAAUGCCCGAAAGGCACCAGUACAUCCAAUUGUAGGGAACUCUGAAGAUUGUUUCAUACAUGGGAUGGGAAGAAACUAAAAGUCUGAAGCAACAGACAGAAUUUCCAGAGUUAGCCAUCCCUAUGAUCAGGUAGCUAUGGUAACUCCUACUUCUAUGGGCUUUAUAAAUGAAUGAAAUGCAGUGUUUCGUUUUACGCAACGUCAAAGAGGGCCAUCCUACUUUAUGAUUGAGCAAGCAGUGAUUUGUUACUUUCCCUCUGGCCAGUUGAGUUAAGUGAGUUUAGCUUCCAGCUGCCACCACUGCUGCCUGAGUGGGGAUAUGAGAUAUUAGAAUACAAUCUUGGCAUCACAAAAUGGUAAGGAGGGUUCAGAGAGGUCAGGAGCAGUACAAAAGGUCAGAGGUCAGUGGGGAAGGUAGAACUAGUACAUGUGUAUUAUCAUUGUUGUCGUAAAAUUCAAUGGGGUUUACAGUACUUGGUUUUUGGCAAUUGUAGUGCCCAUUUGAGUAAAGUCAAACACAAACCUUUUUUUAAAACUAAGAACAGGUGCCUUCAUUUAGAACUGGCUGCAGAUAAACAUUCCCAGUGUCACUGAGAGUGGAGCUGUUAACCUUUCUGGCUGCUGUUUGUAAAGGCAGUAUGAGUCACACAGGACACACAUAAGGGAAGGCAAUGGGCUGUGGUCACUUUUGGGCUGUAGUCAGCAGUAGGAAGGCUCCACUCAGUCCCAGAUAACCAGCUCUAUCUGUGUUACAUCAUGUGCUCUCCUCUCUGUUCUCACGCCUACAGUACCUGUACUCACACAGUGCUGGCUCCACAAAAUACAUCCAGUAUAAACAACGUUUUCCCAAAUGGGCUGCCUCAGGGUCAGGUUUCACAGCAUUGUUUGUUUCUUUAACUGACAUAGUUGGUCUCUCUCCCUGAAAUGCACUAAAUACUGUAUACUGUCCAUAAAGACUUUUUAGUUUUGUCAUAAAACUUUACUUCACUAAAGUCAUAAAACCUGUGGGCCAAUUGCAACCAUUGAAAGCCACCAGAUUAUUGCCAGCUAAUCUCUCGUUAAACCAUCAAUACAAUCUAAAAUCACUCGCACAGCUGAUCUCAAUUGCAACCAACAUUGGCCAGUAAUUUACCACUCCUAACGUGGAUGUCGAGGUUAUCUUUUAGUCUUGAUUGCAGCAAAAACAUUUUUACAACUAUUUCGCCCUCUGGUGGGUAUUAUCAUCGGAACAACUUAGUCCUACUUUAUGAGCAGUCUAAGGGCGAUUUAUCUAUUUGACAAUCAUUCCAUUCAACUGAAAUUAAGUAUUUCCUCAUUUACUGAAGUAAUUUACCCAACACAUUGUAUGAUGGAAAACUAUUGUUGAUGGUGUAGCCUACUCUUAUUAUUUAUUUGUUUUCAAGUUAUGUAAUCCAUUAAAUAUAACUGUCUUUAAAAGGAAAUGGUCUGAUAUGGUCCUUUCUUAUCAAGAUCGGGGGUCAGUCCAUACUUGAAAUGUGUAACUAAAUCAACUAAAUCAUGAUUGAGUUAUAUAAUCUAUAUAUUUUUAUCAGAUGAAAACGUAGUCUAUAAAGUUAUUUCGAAUGGCAUAUAUUAUAUUAUUUUGCCAUUUAAAGUGAAACGUUUUAAUGAAAUAUAGGCCUACUACUUCUAUAAUCUUAUACUCAAAUAAGUCGUUUUUCAUUCAUCAGCCUUACGGUUUCCGAUGCUCCUAAUGGGUUGAUAUUUAAUUGGCGGCGGGAGUAGAGAAUCUAGACCAGCUGUCUGGUAUCAUGAUCACUUGACACUGUAACAACGAGAGAUCAACUGAUCUGCUGGUUUAUCCUUGUGGGUUUUUAGUUGCAAUCAUGCUUAGUUUACCCCGCAGAUGCAUGUAAUCUCCCGUUUUAAGAAAUCUAGUGGUAACCUUGCAGGAGCGUGUUAAGUUCUGCCUGUUGGUUGCAAUCAAGCCUGUAUUUUUAAUCCAGUAUGUAAAUUGCCAAACAUAUUUCAUUCUAUGUUUAUUUCAUUCAGUGAGCCUGAGGCAGUGUGAGUGGCUUGUCUGGACAAGACAGGACAGUUAGCGCUGUAAUUUAUAAUUGUGUUUAUCAAUGAGGAAGAGUUAGGCCUACUUGCUGUUUAGAAAUGUAGGAUGCCUGAAUUUGAGCCACAGAAUCAUGGUAGGCUACAUGCUAAUCAUUUUGACUUAACUUUGCUUCCUGUUCCGAAAACUACCUCCAUUGACAUGCCAAUGAAACUUCAGACAAUUUCAGACUUCCCUCCCUUGGGACUAGGAUGAGAUUACCAUCUGUUGGGCAUUUCUGUUUUUCUGUGUCGGUCUUCCUAGAGAGAAGACACAGGGGCCCCUGUGGUUACAGUCAGGCUAACCACACUGUUUGUUUACAAUGUGAUCCUCCAAUCAAUUUCUGUGAGAAAUGUUGUAUCUGCACUGACUUACUGUACGUUCUUAUCCUACAUAGAGACAAAUAUAAGGGCAAGGCAUUCAACAGACAUGAAUGACUGAGGCUGUUGAAAUCCUGUUCACAGGACACUGCGGGCAACACACAGUCAUCCUGAAGCUCCUUAAAGGUGGCUACAAGCUCCACUCCAUCGAUAGAUGUACAUGCAUGUGCAAGGGCAGAGUCAGGUUUUUGGGGCAGCGCGCACUUUUGUCCACAUUGUCGUUGCGUUCCACCAAGGAAGUCUGUCUUGUGUAGCUUACCAAGCAAGAGGGUCUGAGGCACUCUGACUGUAGCUAGCGAUGAUAUUUGAACUUCCAGAUCCAGUGUUAUAUGCCUUUUUGUUGACAAAUACUAGCUAGCUAGCUACAUGUCUGGCUAGUCUAGUGUUCUAUGCUUUACGACGCUACUUUUUAGCCAUAGAAGCAGAUGCAAACAUAUCUCUCUAAGAAUUGCAAUUGCUAAAGCUUGAACAGCGAGAGCUUGAACAGCGAGUUGAACUGCUCUUACUACUCAGGAGGAGAAGAAAAUGAAAACGACUGAGAAAAUGGCAAGUUUGUCCACAGAAGAGGGGACGAUGGAGAAUACAUGUCUCUUGUCCAACCUAUUUGAAACAUUGUCGAGGAAAGACCUUUUCAAUACUUUCGGCUGUCUGUUGCCAGAUUUGACAGCUUGCUUCAGCGGCAUGCCCCUCACAUCUCACACGAGAAAAAUUCACAGCUUGCCCUUAAGUGCUGCAGAAAGUCUGUGACCCUUCUGUUUUUGGCGAGCGGCAGCACACAGCAAAGUUUUGCUGCAAGUUAUAAGCUAGGAAUCUCUACCGUUUGUGCCAUCGUCACGGAAGUGUGCCAGGCUAUCUGGCAUGUCCUGAAGGAGGAUUUUGUUGCUUAUCCCGCCGUGGCAAAAUGGGCAGAAAUCGUCAGAGUUUGGGGAUCAUUGGAAUUAUCAGUUUUGUGCAGGAGCUGUCGACGGAAAAAAUAUUCAGAUCCGAGCUCCAGCAAACUCAGACAGCGAGUACUACAACUACAAGGGCUUUUUCUCAAUAGUCCUGACGGCAGUCUGCGACGCAAAGUACCGCUUCACCAUGAUCAACAUGGUCGCGAGGGAGAUGCGGGAAUCUUCUCACAAAGCAAGUUCGGCUCCCAACUCAUUGUAGGCCAGCUGCCGCUACCAAGGCCAAAGUGCUCGCCGGGGACCCAAACACCGAGCCCAUAUGUCUUUGUGGUAAACCUGAUGCGACCAUAUCCAGGUAAGAUACGCUAAAUACAUGUGACUAUACAUAUGAAGUGAAAAUUAUACCAAUACAGGCAUAAUAAUAUGCCUUACAUAAAAGUGAUCUGGCAUCCCAGUAAGGGGAUGAGGGCCUACAGUAUGUCCAAAGCAUAGGCUACACAGUUGUUACAGUACACAUUUAAUAGCUUUCCUGUUCAAUACUAAUGGAGUACGCUUCUUUUAUUCAAAGGUUCUUCAGGCCUUGAUGACGCCAAGAAGAUCGACAACUACCGCCACUCAAGAGCCAGAAGAAUUUCAGAUAACUGUUUUGGGAUCCUUGCUGGAAGAUGGAGGGUCCUGGGACGAGCCCUUGAGGUUGCCUCCGAGAAAGCUGAGACCAUUGUGAAGGCCUGCGUGGCCCUCCACAACUACAUUUGCACCACAGGCACUACAGACACUGACAACACGGUACAUCCACACCAUGUUUGUUGACCACUCCACACCCACUGGGGACCUGCGUCCAGGAGAGUGGAGACAGGUGGUACAAGGGGACACCAGCUUCCUGUACCCAAGAAAUAUGUCGGCAGACAGGGCAACCAGUGUUGCUAUAGACGUGCGCAACAACCUCGGACUACUUCCUCACACCAGCUGGUCAAGUGUCUUUCCAGGAUGCUGCGAUCACGCGUGGCACCCUACAGUAAUUGUUGGAGUGUGGUUUGUAAAACACGUGCACAUAUGUUCUCUUCCUCUUGUUGAUGACUGUUUUAUAUGUCAUGUUGUGAGCUACACACUUGGUUUUUCUGUUUGGCUUAUUCACACUUUACAAAUCACAAUAAAGUCUACCAUAAUGACAUUCACUUUAUCCUUGUGUUGUUUUAGUUUGUCAUAUAUUUUUUGGAAGCUAGACCCUCAAGACAUUGACCUAACCUUGUGUUAUGUGUUGUGGCCUUUCAAUGAAAGGCUGUCCAGCUGUAGAUAAUAAGGACAGACCCUCGAGACAUGUACCUAAUUAACAUAAUACAAGGUUGUACAUGGUCAUGUCCAAUUGCAACAUCUAUGCCCACACAGAACUGUUUUUAUUUUUUAUUUCCCUCAAACACCAAGUUAGGAAUAGGCUACCUAAUUUCGGAAUAGGCCAUUAGAUCUUCUUGAAUAAUUGUUUUGUAUGCGAAUUAGAGCAGAUAAGUGUUAACAAAUUAUUAGCCUUGUAUUUUGUUUCAAUUAAAGCAUAUAUCAUGCCUAGUCGUGCUCUGUUGAGUUUUGGUACAUUGUAAUUUUUGGGGGACUAUUCAGCUUCAGCUAACCAUACUAAAAUCUCAUUAGAAAUUAGGUAUUUUUGGUGUAACAGUAAUGUUAUAGGCCUACUAUGCUAUGGUAUUAUAUUCGCUUCUGUUAUGUAAAAUGCUAAUGAAUCAUUAUGUGAUCUUGCGAGACAUUGAUUCAGCUUUGAUCUAACUUUACUAAACGAGCACCAUUGUGGGAAGUGAUAAUCUAGGCGUAGGCAACAGAUCUUGAUGCGAUGUAAUUUUAAGGGAUAGGCACGCCUUUCGUUGUGCUGAAAGGACAGCGCCAGGAUCACACAAUGAUGUUAAAGAGUUGAACCAACUUGUGGUGCUAAAGGAUAGCUGAAGCAUAGUUCUGCCUUUCAUUCAGUUCAGGAACAAACAAUAAUAAUUUGCGGUAGGCCUAUAGCGUAUCAAAUCAAUUGACCAAGUAGUGAACAUAUAUAAAUAGUCUACUAUGUAGAAUUGCAGGAAAUUCGUUUUAAACAGGCAUAAAAUUAAGCUGAGACUCAGAUUUUUUUUUACUUUAACCGUAAUUCUGUUAUCAAACUUAGCAUCUGCACUGUGGUUUUUGUUUUCUUUUGUGGAAAUUGUUAAAAGUAGUCCUUAUGCAUAAAGCUCUUGUGAAACGGAGACCUCUUGUGGCAAGGCUCUUCAUAGCAUGGCGUGUCGGAUAGAGCUUUACAUUUACAUUGAAACAUAAGUAGCACCUCAUCUAACUGUGUUCUGUGUAAUUUGAAAUAUGGCAUCAGAUGUGCUGGUCAUCACAACGGCAGACCUUUCAAUGUCACUGUCAGAGGCCCUUCAGUUCCAUGUUAUUUUUAUGCCAGGCAACAACUCAGCAGUCUAUUGACUUUGGUGGGGAUUGCACUUUUCACUUCCCAGAGGAUUGGGUAUACAUGGAUGGAAUAUUACUUCCCAGAGGAUUGGGUAUACAUGGAUGGAAUAUUACUUCAUGUCCUCUGUUUCAGCUCCUCCAUAAUUAUUUUCCUUUGAGCUGUUAAAUGUAAAAAGUACACAAGAUUCGAGGAUUACAUUGCGAACUGUAUACUGUGUACACACUUUUUAUGCUAAGCUAAUAGCUGAGGGGAAUAAACGUGUUUGUGUGUAUAUAUGUGUAUAUGUAUAGGGACAUGCACUAUAAGCUCUUUGAGCUGUGUUUCAGGGCACAGGGUUACAGUAGCUAAAGCUGCACCCUCCCCCUCCCUUCCCCUCUCUACCCCUCUCCCUCCUCUACCUCUCACACCCUCCAGUGAGUGGAUGAGGGGUCAGGAGCGCAGGGGCUGAUGAUGCUCCACUGCCUCCAGACAGGACAGGACAGUAACAGGACAGAGAAGGGAUGUCCACAACUCUGGAGCAGCUGAAUCCCAGGGCACGACAGACACCUGAACCAAAGCUGCUACAGAAAGCUACCUAGUGCAAAACAGAUAUACAGACAUUCAUAGAGAGCUGUGUUACACAGAUUCAAGUCAACUCAGUGGAUAUGGGGCUAGGCAGAGCAGACUGAGGUCUGGAACUACUGAGGUUUACAGUAGCAUACUGGAAGAGAGUUGUGGGACCCCAGCUGCACCUCCCUCCUAGCAUGGAGCGCGAGGAGGGCUCACGACGAUCAGGUGAGCUCAUCUGUGUGAUAAACCCUGUGAAAUAAUCAGCCUCGACAUAUUUGCAUAUUCAUAGUCUGGUCUGUAGUAAGAAUUUUGCUUUUUCUUGUUGUGGAAGCUUUGGUUAAGCCAUCAUCAUGUAUAUGUGUUUGUUGCGUCUGUCCUUGAGUGUUGUAGUUGUUAAUCUGUGGUACGUAUAUCUGUGUUUACAUGAGUGCUGGGGUGGACCCAGGGUUAAAUAUAGGGAUUUGAUAUCUCUCUCUGUCUCUGUGUCUGUGCGUCUUACCUUCAGGCUCAGGUGUGCUGGGCUAGGCAGCUUAUGAAUCUGCCACUGUGGAGGCUUAAUGAGUUAUAAAUAGCUCUCAUUGUCAUUUAUUAUCAUAGAGGCUGCAAUGCUUCACUUAGUUCCUCAUUAGCAAACUACCUGAUGAGAUUGUGUUGUUGUGUGGACGGAUUUUUCAAAUAGUGAAAAUGUCUGUUAAAUCAGCCAAAUGUUUAAUAUUUGAGAAAGCCAGAUUUUGUGAACAUUGGAGUUAAAUUAAGAUAUUCCUAGUGUCUGAGAUUCUUACCUUGAAGUUAUUCACUUAAGCCAAUUAUUCACUUUGGCAAAAUGUCUUAUUAUCGUACAAUUUGACAAGUACUUCUACUGUAUGUUCUGCGCUGUUCAUCUCUGUCAACGGAACAAACAUACUGUAAAUCAAUAGGAUUAUCUCCCAGAAUGAAUGCAUAAACCUGAACCUGUCCACCUCCCUAGAUCUACACAAUGUCAGCUCCCCUUUGUCUAAAGUAUCGAUGUAGCCUGAUAUAAUUGGUUCCUAUUCAUUCCUUGUGUGUGGAAUGAACAGAGCAGACAGCUAGUACAUCGUGAUGGAUGGUUCUACCACUGCCCUCGUCUUCUCUUCGGAAGACUGCCUUGCUUUCCUCAGCCAGGACAUUUUACAAUAGGCUGGCUGUCAAUUGUAUUUAGUGUGCUAGUUUUGCUUUGCCAAACUCAUGCUGUUAGAAACAGCGACCGUGGUAAGAGACUACCCACUGAAAACAAACAGUUUGAAUCAACGUUGUUUCAACGUAAUCUGUCAACGUAUUGUGACGUAGAAUCUACCUGAAAAAAUACAUUGGAUUCGGAAAAAAGUAAUCAACGUAAACUGUUGUCCCAACCACAGGAUUAUGUCAUCAUUGUAACCAAUCUUUAGCAUAGACAAACCUUUGAACCUUUGAAACAACGUCAGAUCUUCACAAUUAUAUCCACUAUAUAUAUAUAUAUAUAUAUAUAUAUAAAACAACUUACUGUAGAGUUGAUCUAUAGCUAUUCAUUUGGUCUCCCAUCCUGUUUUUUUUUUGUAAAAAAAAAAAAAAAAGAUCUUGUCUCAUUGCUUUACACCACUCCAGCCGACGCUUGGCAUUGCGCAUAGUGAUCUUAGGCUUGUGUGCGGCUGCUCAGCCAUGGAAACCCAUGUCAUAAAGCUCCCGACGAACAGUUAUUGUGCUGACGUUGCUUCCAGAGGCAGUUUGGAACUCGGUAGUGAUUAUUGCAAUCGAGGACAGGUGCCACGUUGAAAGUCACUUUGCUCUUCCGUAAGGCCAUUCUACUGCCAAUUUUUGUCUAUGGAGAUUGCAUGGCUGUGUACUCGAUUUUAUACACCUGUCAGCAACGGGUGGGGCUGAAAUAGCCGAAUCCAUUAAUUUGAAGGGUUGUCCACAUGCCUACUGUAACUAUAAAUGUCUUCUUAUGCAAUCAUAGAAACCAUGCAUGUUGAAGAUAGCAUGCAAAUGUCGCUGGUCUGUGGAGAUCUUCACAAUUGCUAUAAUAAUAUGUGCAGAAUCUAAAGGGAGAGUAAUCAUGGUGAUGAUGAGGAGUGCAUAACGAUGGGGAUCAGGUGUGGGAGGACGGCCCCGACGGCAAGGAGCUGGCCGGACAGCGGAGAUGGAAAUCCCGGAUGAUGUUGGGGUCCAGGAUGUCGGCCGCCGGGACCCAACAGCGCUCCUCAGGACCGUACCCCUCCCAGUCUACCAGGUACUGGAGCCAACCCACACAACGUCGGGAGUCCAGGAGGGACCUGACGGCAUAGGCGGGGGUCCCCUCGAUGUCCAGGGGAGGCGGAGGGGUGUCGCAGGGAUGGCACCAGCCAGGGGACCAGGAACCACUGGCCUGAGGAGGGAAAAAUGAAAAGAGGGUGAGAUCCGGUAGUUGUGGGGAGUUGUAAUCGAUAUGUUACCUCGUUGACCCUCCGGAGGACCUUGAAGGGCACCACAAAUCGGGGGCUGAGCUUCCAGCAGGGCAGGUGGAGCAGGAGGUUCCUGGUGGAGAGCCAGACGGGAUUACCAAGAUGGAACACGGACCCUCACUGCGGUGGCAGUCUGCCUGCUCCUCCUGAUGGCGGACAGCGCGCUGGAGCCUCACGUGGGCAGCUUUCCAAACUACCACCGCAGGGGCUUCGGUCUGGCUCGGAGAUCAGUAACAAAAUCUAUGGACAGAUGGGACCAAGGCCGCUGAGGCACGGGAAAGGGAAGGAGUUUCCCUGCUGGAGGGUUCCAGGGAGAUUUUGUUUGGGCACAUAUGGAGCAUGAAUUGACAUAGCGGGCGACGGCCUGUUCCAAGGUGGGCCACCAGUACUUCAUGGAAAUGGUUUGAAUGGUGCGGGUGAUAAAUGGAUGUCCAGCGGCGAGGGAUGUGUGCACCCAGGUCAACAGCCAAUCCCUUACCCCCGUGGGGACGUAGAUGUGCUCAGGAGGGCAGGUAGCAGGCAUGGGUUCCCUCUCCAGAGCCUGGUGGAUGUCCACAUCUAUGUCCCAAAACAAGGGGCCAACGAUAUGGGAAGAAUGAUGGGCUGGAGGGCACCUACAGGACUCUCAACCGACGUGGAAUCACAAUGUAUCCUUGUGCCCAGGCGGUGAUUUUCAUCCUCGACCAGGAGAUGGUGGGGUUAUGACGUUGGAGCCACGGGAGGCCGAGGAUGACUUUGUGUACGGGUGCAGUGAUGAUGAGGAAGAGAAGGCUUUCCUGGUGCUUGGGUCCCACGGUGAGGGAGAGUGGUGCUGUGAUGCGCGUGAUUGUGCCGGAUCCCAAUUGUUGAUUAUCCAGGGCUUGAACCAGAAAAGGAGAGGAGAGCGGGAAUGAGGUGAUGUUCAGGGAGGAGGCGAGGGCCUGGUCGAUGAAAUUCCCUGUGGCACUGGAGUCCACUUGAGCUGAAGAGACAACACCUGAGGGAAAGCCAGCCAGUGAAAUGGAAACCAGAAAGGAUUUGGCGGAAAAAAAUUAUGAAGGAAUACUCACGACUACCCUGGGAGGGAUGAUUACGGGGUCGUCCCUCUUCCCCAGUGGACCUCGGGUUGGGUGGCACCAGACACAGCUGGAGCUGGUGCCCCUCCUGGCCGCAAUAGGAACACAGCCCCAUCUGUCUCCGGUGACGCCACUGCUGCAGAGAGGUGUGUGACCCUAUCUCCAUGGGUUCAGGCUCUGCCUCAGGAAGGCCAAAGGAGGAGGGUGAGGGGCGAGGGAGGUGCCGGCGCGCCUGAAGAAGGUUGUCCAGACAGAUGACCAUCGUGAUGAGUGCGUCCAAGGAAAGGUUGUCGUCCCGGCACGACAACUCCGUCUGGACCUCCUCAUGCAGUCCUCUACGAUAUAGGGUGCAGAGUGCCGGUUCAUUACAUCCACUGGAGGCUGCCACGGUCCGGAAGGUGAGGGCGUACUCCGCAGCGGUCUGGGCAUCCUGCCGGAGUUGGAAUAGUCUCUCACUUCCCUCUCUGCCCUCCGAUGGAUGGUCAAAGACCGCCCUGAACAGAGCCAUGAACCUCUUGUAGGAACCCAGCUCUUCCUCUCUCCCAGACGGCUGUAGUCCUCUCCAAUGCCCGCCCGGUCAGUAGGGAAAUGACAGAGGCAAACUUGGACCUCUUGGUGGUGGGGGCUCCCAUCUGAUGGGCAAAAUAGAGGGAGCACUGGAGUAGGAAACCACGGCAUUUGUAUGGAGUCCUGUCAUACUUGUCCGGGAGGGACAGUCGGGCAUCGCCUCCCUGGGAGGACUGCUGGCUGGGCUGGGGAGCUAGCUCACUGGGACGACUCAUGGUAGGAGGCCCUCCGCUAGUUGUAGGUGAAUCCUCUCGGGUGGUGUCGAGGCGGUGGAGGACGCGGAGGACCUCAUCCAUAGCCGCACCUUGUUGCGCCAGCUGAUCGUGGUGUUGACGGAGUAGGUGUCCCUGUUCACCGACCGUCUGGUAGAUGUCUUACUCUUCUGCUGCUUCCAUAAUUAGUGAGGCAGUAUUCUGUAACGUAUAAGCAGGGAGUCAGGAAGCAGGUGCAGAAGGUGUGUGUGCGUAAUGAUAGUUGCUAGGACCGGUGGUUAGUAGACCGGCGACAUCGAGCGCUGGAGCGGGGGAGCGGGAGUAGGCGUGACAGUUGUGCUAUUAGAUGAAGCACGGUGAUAACACAUUAAGUCAAUAAUAAUAAUAAUAAUAAUAUGCCAUUUAGCAGACGCUUUUAUCCGUUUCCUAAACUCGGUCCUUGGGACCCCAAGGGGUGCACGUUUAGGUUUUUGCCCUAGCACUAUACAGCUGAUUCAAAUAAUAAUCUAAUCAUCAAGCUUUGAAUCAGCUGUGUAGUGUUAGGGCAAGAACCAAAACGUGCACCCCUUGGGGUUUGGUAAACACUGCAUUAAGUUGUAUAAAUACAAAAUAUCUGACAUUGUAUUCCCAUUUGAACUUUGCUGUGCUUUCAAAUGGUUGAAAGUGCAGUGAUAACACAUUUGGGAAUUCAACUAACUUCUGGCUGUCUUUUUGAGUGGUUGAAUAAAGGUUGAAAUCUCAUUGAUCAACAUCUCAACCAAAUAUUACCCAAUUUUCCAUGUUGAAAUUACGUGGUGUGCCUAGUAGAUACUGUAGGGCAAGCUAAUUAUGUCUUGCAAAGAAACCAAUGCUUGAGAAAUUGUGCAUUUUUCAUUGAAACCCUCUUCAAAUCAAAUCAAAUCAAAUUGUAUUUGUCACAUACACGUGUUUAGCAGAUGUUAUUGUGGGUGUAGCGAAAUGCUUGUGCUUCUAGCUCCGACAGCGCAGUAAUAUCUAACAAGUAAUAUCUAACAAUUUCACAACAUACAGGUAAAAGUCAGUAAAUUAGAAUAUUUUGAAAAACUUGAUUUAUUUCAGUAAUUGCAUUCAAAAGGUGUAACUUGUACAUUAUAUUUAUUCAUUGCACACAGACUGAUGCAUUCAAAUGUUUAUUUCAUUUAAUUCUGAUGAUUUGAAGUGGCAACAAAUGAAAAUCCAAAAUUCCGUGUGUCACAAAAUUAGAAUAUUGUGUAAGGGUUACAUUUUGAAGACACCUGGUGCCACAAAAUAAUCAGCUGAUUAACUCAAAACACCUGCAAAGGGCUUUAAAUGGUCUCUCAGUCCAGUUCUGAAGCCUACACAAACAUGGGGAAGACUUCAGAUUUGACAGCUGUCCAAAAGGCGACCAUCGACACAUUGCACAAGGAGGGAAAGACACAAAAGGUUAUUGCAGAAGAGGCUGGCUGUUCUCAGAGCUCUGUGUCCAAACACAUUAAUAGAGAGGCAAAGGGAAGGAAAAACUGUGGUCAGAAAAAGUGUACAAGCGAUAGGGAUCACCGCGCCCUAGUCAAGAUUGUGAAAAAAAACCCAUUCAAAAAUGUGGGGGAGAUUCACAAGGAGUGGACAGCUGCUGGAGUCAGGGCUUCAAGAUCCACCACCAAGAGACGCUUGAAAGACAUGGGUUUCAACUGCCGCAUACCUCGUGUCAAGCCACUGUUGACCAAGAAACAGCGCGAAAAGCGUCUCACCUGGGCUAAGGAAAAAAAGAGCUGGACUGCUGCUGAGUGGUCUAAAGUCAUGUUUUCUGACGAAAGCAAAUUUUGCAUUUCCUUUGGAAAUCGAGGUCCCAGAGUCUGGAGGAAGACAGGAGAGGCACAGGAUCCACGUUGCCUGAAGUCUAGUGUAAAGUUUCCACCAUCAGUGAUGGUUUGGGGUGCCAUGUCAUCUGCUGGUGUCGGUCCACUCUGUUUCCUGAGAUCAAGGGUCAACGCAGCCGUCUACCAGCAAGUUUUAGAGCACUUCAUGCUUCCUGCUGCUGACCUGCUCUAUGGAGAUGGAGAUUUCAGGUUCCAACAGGACUUGGCGCCUGCACACAGCGCAAAAUCUACCCGUGCCUGGUUUACGGACCAUGGUAUUUCUGUUCUAAAUUGGCCAGCCAACUCCCCUGACCUUAGCCCCAUAGAAAAUCUGUGGGGUAUUGUGAAAAGGAAGAUGCAGAAUGCCAGACCCAACAACGCAGAAGAGUUGAAGGCCACUAUCAGAGCAACCUGGGCUCUCAUAACACCUGAGCAGUGCCAGAAACUCAUCGACUCCAUGCCACGCCGCAUUAAUGCAGUAAUUGAGGCAAAAGGAGCUCCAACCAAGUAUUGAGUAUUGUACAUGCUCAUAUUUUUCAUUUUCAUACUUUUCAGUUGGCCAACAUUUCUAAAAAAUCCCUUUUUUGUAUUAGCCUUAAGUAAUAUUCUAAUUUUGUGACACACGGAAUUUUGGAUUUUCAUUUGUUGCCACUUCAAAUCAUCAAAAUUAAAUGAAAUAAACAUUUGAAUGCAUCAGUCUGUGUGCAAUGAAUAAAUAUAAUGUACAAGUUACACCUUUUGAAUGCAAUUACUGAAAUAAAUCAAGUUUUUCAAAAUAUUCUAAUUUACUGACUUUUACCUGUAUACCCAAUACACACAAAUCUAGUAAGGAAUGGAAUUUAAGAAUAUAUACAUAUAUGGACAAGCAAUGACAGAGCGGCAUGGACUAAGAUACAGUACAAUAUUAUAGAAUAGAAUACAGUAUAUACAUAUGAGAUGAGUAGUGCAAGAUAUGUAAACAUUAUUAAAGUGACUAGUGUUCCAUUUCUUAAAGUGGCCAGUGAUUUCAAUAGGCAGCAGCAGCCUCUAAUGUGCUAGUGAUGGCUAUUUAACAGUCUGGUGGCCUUGAGAUAGAAGCUGUUUUUCAUUCUCUCGGUCCCAGCUUUGAUGCACCUGUACUGACCUCACCUUCUAGAUGAUAGCGGGGUGAACAGGCAGUGGCUCGGGUGGUUGAUGUCCUUGAUGAUCUUUUGGCCUUCCUGUGACAUCGGGUGCUGUAGGUGCCUUGGACAUCUCAUUUACAAGGAAGUCUCUGUAAUGGAUGAUAUCUUGUGAUGAUUAAUAGCAGCUUGGCGAAACUCCUUUUAUGGAACUCUGUCUGCUGUUAUAGGCCUGAAUACUACACUUCAUAAUGAGAUGAUAACAUUGAAAUGUUCCUUACCACUGCAUCUCACCUCUUAUUUUACAACAGCUGGAGAGCAAUCAUGGGAAAAUAACAUUGUAUUACAGUAUCGCAAAGAUAAAGUUUUGUUCAGGGUAGUUUGUCCUUAUUCAUCAUACUGUACAGGAGCUCUACAGUGUCAAUAUCAUUGACCUGAGUCAUUAGCAGCCUCAUCCGCUGCACACGAUAGCAUUGAUUGCUCUCGUCACAGUAUAACCCCAUAGGACAUUACUACGGAAAUGACAAUCAACAUGACUUUGUCUGGACAGUAGAGGUUUUCUGUAUCGGUUGCAGAGGAAAGUGGUGUUUGUGUUGUUUCCUAAGAAAUGUAUAACAAAAAAUUUACAAUAUUUUGGCCAAGUGAUGAAGAUACCAUGAAAUCAAUAGUGAUUGGACAGACAAGUACAGUAAAGAUGUUUUUCUUAUCUUACGCUGUGCCUCCUUUUCUGUUGGCUCCCAGGAGAUGUCACUCCCAGAGAGAGCAGCCCUUUCAUCAACAACACUGACCAUGACCGAGGAAACUACUACGAUGGCAAGAACAUGGCUCUCUUUGAGGUAUACCACAUGUCAAGGCGUUUGAUAUCAUAAAUCAUGUCAUGUAAUUAAUUACCACAUAGGUUUUAUGCCACUUUAAUGUAAAGUGAGAGCUAAGUGCUUACCUGGAUUAUAUUGGAGUAUAUCAUCCAAACGUGUUGCUUUUGUUUGUUGUAUAUUUGGAUGUCUUCAAUGCCAUGACGUCCCGAUUCAAUGUCAUUGUGUCCUUAUUGACAGGAAGAGAUUGAGAGCAACCCCAUGGUAUCCUCCCUCCUCAACAAGCUGGCUAACUACACCAACCUCACCCAGGGGGUCACUGAGCACGAGGAGUAUGAAAAUGAGGAGGGGGUCACGAAGAUUAGAGUCAAGGUAUGGACCACAUGACCGUUGUGCAUUAUUGAGAAGUUCUCCUGGUGGGUACUUUGUGGGAGACCUCGCUAAAGAGGUACAGUAGUAGACAGACAUUGUAUUAACUCUCAAUCCACUUGACAAGGACAUUGUUGUUCGAUCACAUGAACAUCUAUUAUUAUUGUGCAUACCAACCUGAGUUGACUUGGUUAGUGGGGUGGCUAUGCAACAGCACCUCUGAGAGCAGAGCGCGUGUGAGAAUAUAAGGCAGCAUUCUUCUGACCAACCAACCAAAGAAAUACUCCUACUGUUGCUAUUCAGCGUCACAGCACCAACACGAGGCCACAGAAACCAACCAUUCCCCUGUCCCCUGACAAUUACCCCAGCACCUCUCCCUGCUGGAGAUCUGAUUGGCUCAGAUCUAUGGAGACAGAGUGGAUAGUGAGGAUGCCACUCCAGGUUGUGAACGGUCUUUGAACAAGGGCCACAUUGACCCUGAUAAAAAGGCGUAUAGGAGAACCGACAGCAGUAUUGAGAGAGUGCUGUGUUGCGUUAUGGGAUAUAUGGUAUGUACUGUACUGUAUUCAUGCAGUGUCUUUGUGUGUGUGUGUGUGUGUGUGGGGAGGGGGGGGGGGGGGUAGAGUUCUCUGAUCUUGAAAGAGUGGGGUCCGUUGCACCUUUGGAGCAUAACAGGGGGUGCUUGUGUCAUCAGGCGGUGGAUAACACACUGGAGUUGUUCAUUUAUCCUGUGGUGAUCGGGGCAUGGAUUGUAUGGCUGUAAUGAAGUCGAACAGAUCAUUGUAAAGGUAGCCUGUUACUGUACACUGUAUAGCAUUGUGUUUGGCUGUUAUAUUUGGGUAUUCCUGCUUUCCAAACUGUGCAAGCACACAGAGCAAACAUAGUAUUAUUUCACUGAAUAGUUCUGUUGUUAAUUUCUCUGGAAAACUGCAAAGGACUUCAAAUACUUUACUGUUAUGACAUAUGAGCAUGAGUUGGGCAUGAGGAAAAUAGACUGGGAACUGUGGAAGGAUUCUCUACUGAUGUUUUGUUACUGAUGUUUUGCUCAAAGGACAUUGCAAUGUAUUUGAGCAAUACAUCUGUCUACUCAUUGUCUGAAAAGCCAAUGCAAACUUUAUCCUUAUACCACUCUCUCCCUAGACCCUAGAAAUAUAAUUAUUUACGUUUUAAAUUCUAAACUAUAACACACGUUUAUACUGCAAACAAUUUAUCUGUUGUGUUUACAUAACUUUAUCAGACAAUAUUUGUAAAACUUCAUUUGCAAACACAGGAGGAUGGAACAGGCUAAACCAAAGCAACUAAUGUGAUGAAAGUUGUUGCAGGAGGAUUGGGGUGGUAUGGUUUGCAUGUCACAGUGUUGAGUAUGUGUAGUUUCAUGAGAGUAACCCAGCUAAAUGAUGGGGUUGCCUGAGACUGUGUUUGUAGUCAUGUCCCUACAGGGCACAGUUAAGCAGCUGACUUCAGACCAUUGACUUCACCAUUGUUGUGUUUUUAUGCUGCUGAGAUGGUUUGAUGGUUGCUAAUGAACCAAUUUUAAAAUAAAAUAAAAUGCAAAUAGUGUACGGCUCUGAUAAUAGUCUGUCGGCUCAAGUCUUUUUGCCAACAUUACAAUUGUAGACAAAAAAUAAUCUCAGUAUUUAUUGUGGCAGAUUUUAUUUUAUUUAUUAGUAUCCCCACUAGUCGACACCAACAAAAAAAACAUUACAGACAAAAUACUUUACAAUUUACAUACAUUUAAAAACAUGAACAUGUAGUGUGCAUCUAGCAGUUACUCAUACAUAUCAGUACAUACACUAUCUCUAAAAUAUUUUUGGACACCCCUUUAAAUAAGUGGAUUCGGCUAUUUCAGCCACACCCGUUGCUAACAGGUGUAUAAAAUCAAGGCACACAGCCAUGCAAUCUCCAUAGUUAAACAUUGGCAUUAGAAUGUCCCGUACUGAAUAGCUCAGUGACUUUCAACGUGGCACCGUCAUAGGAUGCCACCUUUCCAACAAGUUAGUUUGUCAAAUUUCUGCCCUGCUAGAGCUGCCCCGGUCAACUGUAAGUGCUGUUAUUGUGAAGUGGAAACGUCUAGGAGCAACAACGGCUCAGCCGCGAAGUGGUAGGCCACACAAGCUCACAGAACGGGACAGCCGAGUGCUGAACUGUUCGUCGGGAGCUUCAUGAAAUGGGUUUCCAUGGCAGAGUAGCCGCACACAAGCCUACGAUCACCGUGCGCUAUGCCAAGCGUCAGUUGAAGCUCGCUACCAUUGGACUCUGGAGCAGUGAAAACAUGUUCUCUGUAGUCAUGAACCACACUUCACAAUCUGGCAGUCCGACAGACAAAUCUGGGUUUGGCGGAUGCCAGGAGAACGCUACCUGCCCCAAUGCAUAGUGCCAACUGUAAAGUUUGGUGGAGGAGGAUUCUGUGCUUGCAACGUUGUGGUAACAGUUUGGGGAAGGCCUUUUCCUGUUUCAGCAUGACAAUGCCCCCGUGCACAAAGCGAGGUCCAUACAGAAUGGUUUGUCGAGAUCGGUGUGGAAGAACUUGACCCCAUGGAACACCCUUGGAAUGAAUUGGAACGCCGACUGCGAGCCAGGCCUAAUUGCCCACCAUCAGUGCCCGUCCUCAUUAAUGCUCUUGUGGAUGAAUGGAAGCAAGUCUCUGCAGCAAUGUUCCCACAUCUAGUGGAAAGCCUUCCCAGAAGAGUGGAGGCUGUUAUAGCAGCAAAGGGGGGACCAACUCCAUAUUAAUGCCCAUGACGUUGGAAUGAGAUGUUCAACGACCAGUUGUCCACAUACUUUUGGUCAUGUAGUGUACACAUAACAAGUAGGUCACAUGGGGGAGUGGUGUUGUGCCGUGAGGUGUUGUUUUAUUAGUUUUUUGAAACCAGGUUUGCUGUUCGCUUGCGCUAUAUAAGAUGGAAUGGAGUUCCAAAUCAAAUCAAAUGCCAAGUCUGUGUGUCAGUACUGUGUGUAGGUUGACUAUGCAAAUAAUUUGGAAUUUCCAACACAUUCAUGUUUCUUAUAAAGACAAGAAGUGAUGUAGUCAGUCUUUACUCAACUUCUAGCCAAGAGAGACUGGCAUACAUAGUAUUAAUUUUAGCCCUCUGAUUACAAUGAAGAGCAAGACGUGCCACUCCGUUCUGGGCCAGCUGCAGCUUAACUAGGUCUUUCUUUGCAGCACUUGACCAUUUGACUGGACAAUAAUCAAGAUAAGAUAAAACUAGAGCCUGCAGGACUUGCUUUGUGGAGUGUGGUGUCAAAAAGCAGAGCAUCUCUUUAUUACGGACAAUUGACUUUGUAAUCUCAGCAGUAUUAAGCUGUAUUGUACAGGAUUGUACAAUAUUGUAUUGUAUGCUGUAUUGUGGCUAUUACAGUAUACCUUACUGUACCAUAAGCUGACUCAUGGUAAUCCUACCUCUCCUCUUCCCUUGCCCUCUACGUUGGCACCUCCAGAGUCCUCAAAUGGGCACAUUCAUCGGCGUGUACCUGCCCUGCAUGCAGAACAUCCUGGGAGUCAUCCUCUUCCUGCGUCUCACCUGGAUAGUUGGCACUGCCGGCAUCUUGGAGUCUUUCGCCAUCGUCGUCAUGUGCUGCACCUGUGUGAGUACUAUGUAAUGAUACAAAUGGAGGACCAAGGUGGGCUAAACUACUUACAUACACACACUCCUCCCUUUUGGGGAGUUCAGGUACUAAACUGUGGUAUUCUCUGCCAAUCUUAGUUUUCUCCCUGAGGACAUUGUAACCAUACACCCACCAAUAUCUAGUCUAUUGUAUUUUUUCCUCUCUUACAGACCAUGCUGACAGCAAUAUCAAUGAGCGCUAUUGCAACAAAUGGUGUAGUGCCAGGUAAUGUCAGUUCAACUUCAGCUUAUUUUCCACCUUGAAUAAGAAACCUCAACCUCUGUUUUUAUGCUUAUUUAGCACUGUUGAACUGUCAUCAUUUAACCAUGGUUGAUUAUUAUUACUAUUGCAUUGGAGCUAUAGUCUGCGGCUAACUUAUUUUCUAGUCGUUUUAUCCGUAUCUGUUCUCUUGCCCCAUUCAGCCGGAGGCUCCUACUACAUGAUCUCCAGGUCUUUGGGACCAGAGUUUGGUGGGGCUGUGGGCUUGUGUUUUUACCUGGGAACCACAUUCGCUGGCUCCAUGUACAUCCUGGGUACCAUUGAAAUCCUUCUGGUAAGGAUAAAACAGAAUGCCUGGUCAUGAUAUAAGAAAUACACAAUGUUUAGAGGAGUUUUUCAUGACCACAUGACUCUUCCAGGAGCUGGUACCUUGUCACAGCCUAUAACAAUGGCACAGUGUUUUUCCUGGACAUGUCACAUGGGCCGGAAAAACUCUUGGCCCAAACAACGUUUCAUGAAGCUAGUGUCCCAGCUGACUCCUAUUCUUGUCCCAGACAUACAUCGUGCCGAACGCUGCGGUGUUUGUGGCUGAGAAGAAGGAGGGCGAGGCGGAGGCCAUGCUGAAUAACAUGCGUGUGUACGGGACCUGCUGCCUGGCUCUCAUGGCUCUGGUGGUGUUUGUGGGAGUCAAAUAUGUCAACAAGCUGGCCCUGGUGUUCCUGGCCUGUGUGGUGCUCUCCAUCAUGGCCAUCUACGCCGGAGUCAUCAAGACAGUCAUAGAACCACCAGACUUCCCGUGAGUUAGAUAGUUACUCUAUAGGCACAGGAAAUGCUUGUGUCUGUGUUUGUCUGGUCAGAUUAAUGUGCACACUGUAUAGGACCAUCAUCAGUCAUCUGAUCUUAUAGAGCUGAAUACUAACGUGAUCACACAUUGAUAUCAGUGAGACAGAUAUUUAUAGACUCUUUACAGUGGUUACAGUGGCCAAAAGGAAAAUAUUCUUAGUUCUUUACACAAUAAAAUAUCCUCAUGAAUAUAUGUAUAUGUUUCCCACAGAAUCUGUCUUCUGGGGAACCGUUCCUUGCAGAACCACAACUUUGAGAAGUGUGUGAAGACAGAGGUGAUCAAGAACGUGACGUAUACCACUAAGCUGUGGGAGCUGUUCUGUGACAGCUCCCACCUCAAUGCCACCUGCGAUGAGUACUUCACCCUGAACAACGUCACUGAGAUCCAGGGCAUCCCAGGCCUGCUCAGUGGGGUCAUCAAAGGUCAGCGGAGCACCAAGACAAAUUCCUAGAAAACAAUUGUUGCGUGGCAAUAAAGUUAUCUGAUUCUGUGUCAGAGCCCACUUAUUGGCACUACUACUACUUGCUUACUACUUACUCACUUAACAAAUGAUUAUUGAGAGCAGGUGUCCUUAGUGUUUAGUCUACUAUAAUGUGAGUCUUCUGUGUCCCCUGUCAGACAACAUGUGGGGUGACUACGGGCCCAGUGGGAUGUUGGUGGAGAAGAAGAGGCAGUCGUCUGUCCCAGCCCAGGAUAACUCCAGAGAUAUCUACAUGCCUUACGUCUUCAACGACAUCUCCACCUUCUUCACUCUGCUGGUGGGAAUCUACUUCCCCUCCGUCACGGGUUGGUAGAGCAGCCAUACUGUCACCAUAGAUAUCAUUGUGUAGCUACCACCAUAUGACAUCAUUGAGUUAUUGUUUGUCACCCUCACACUGAUUGUAAGGGUGUUACUGUAACUUAUCCUUUGGAAGAGUUACUGUAACUUACGCUUUUGUGUUUUUAGUUUUGGUGUUGUUUUCUGCUGCAGACAACAUUUAAAUAUGUUGGUGAUUUCCUGAAUUUCAGCUUCUGUAUGAAUCUAUGUGUUUUCCAUGACAGGAAUCAUGGCAGGCUCCAACAGAUCUGGAGACCUCCGAGAUGCCCAGAGGUCUAUUCCUUUCGGUACCAUCCUGGCCAUAGCAACCACUUCUUUCAUUUGUAUCCUUGGAGAAACCAUAGAUAUGAUGACGUGCAUGUGUGGAGUGGUGUGCAUACAUGCAUGGAGUGCUGGCAUGUGUGUUUUAGUGUGGGAGAGGGUAUGUGUUCUGCAUUUGUUAACUUUGACAGCACUAUUUCUUUCUUAACCCCAACUCCCAGACAUGACCUGUGUUGUGCUAUUUGGUGCCUGUAUCGAGGGUGUCGUUUUGAGAGACAAGUAACUACUAUUCCACAGUUAUUAUUUACAACAUGGCAACAGCUGUUAUGCCAUUAUGUACAGUAGCGUUGAUGCAGAAGCCAUCCCUGCUGUGUAUAACUUGUAUAUCAAAGACCUUUGUGUCAUACAUACAGUGCCUUCAGAAAGUAUUUACACCCCUUUAUGUUUUCCACAUUUUGUUGUGUUACAGCCUAAUUUAAAAUUGAUUCAAUUGAGAUGUUUUUGUCACUGAUCUACACACGAUACUCCAUACUGUCAAAGUGGAAAAUGUUUUCAAUUAAUAAAAAAUUAAAAGCUGAAAUAUCUUUAGUCAAUAAGUAUUCAACACCUUUGUUAUGGCAAGCCUAAAUAACAGUAAAAAUGUGCUUAACAAAUUGCAUAAGAAGUUGAAUGGACCAUCUCUGUACCACACACAUAUAAUUAUCUGUAAUGUCUCUCAAUCGAGUAGUGGAUUUCAAGCCCAGAUUCAACCACAAAGACCAGGGAGGUUUUGUAAUGCCAGGAAGGGCACCGAUUGGUAGAUGUGUAAAAAAUGCUGAAUAUGGCUUUGAGCAUGGUGAAGUUAUUAAUUAGGCUUUGGAUGGUGUAUCAAUAUACCUUGUCAUCGGCAAGGACUAGGAAGUAUUUUAGGAUAAAAAUAAUAUCCUAAAACAUAUCCUAAAACACAAGGCCAAAUCUACACUGGAGUUGCUUACCAAGACAACAUUAAAUGUUCCAGAGUGGCCUAGUUACAAUUUUGACUUAAAAAUCGGCUUGAAAAUCUAAGUCAAGACUUGAAAAUUGCUGUCUAGCAAUGAUCAACAAUCAACUUGACAGAGCUUAAAUAUUUUUUUUAGGAAUAAUGGGCAAAUAUUGUACAAUCCAGGUGUGCAAAGCUCUUAGAGACUUACUCAAAAAGACUGACAGCUGUAAUCGCCGCCAUAGGUGCUUCUACAAAGUAUUGACUCAGGGGUGUCAAUACUUAUGUAAAUUAGAUUUCAUUUUCAAUCAAUUUGUAAAAACAUGUUUUCUCUUUGUCAUUAUGGGUUAUUGUGUGUAGAAGGUGAGAACAAUCCAUUUUGAAUUCAAGCUGUAAUACAACAAAAUGUGGAAUAAGUCAAUGGGUAUGAAUACUUUCUGAAGGCACCGUAUUGAUAGACCCUUGUUGUGCAUCUAGAAGGACAGACCACAUGUAAACGGACAGCGUUAGAAAGAGAACAUUGUGUGCUAAUAGAGUAAAAUGUCAUGACAUAAAGGGUGUUAAGCUGAUUGGACAGAACAGCUAAAGAUUAUUACGCUUGCAUGGGUUUUUCAUUAUGUGUAUGUGCUCAGAUUUAUGUCUCUCAAUUUGCCUGUCUUUCUUUCGGUCUCGUUCUAAACAAUACAGUACCUGUGUUUGUAUAACAUUCAACUGUGUCUGUUUCUGCUACAGAUUUGGGGACUCCGUCAAGAAAAACUUGGUGAUUGGAACUCUGGCAUGGCCUUCUCCAUGGGUGAUAGUGAUUGGCUCCUUCUUCUCCUGCUGUGGGGCAGGGCUGCAGAGUCUUACUGGAGCCCCUCGUCUGCUGCAGGCCAUAGCACGUGACGGGAUUGUCCCCUUUCUACAGGUAAGAUUUUCCUAGAGACUGUGCCAUACCCUUGCUAUUGCAUCUCAAUAACAUAACCACUUCAGCUAGUCUCUCUUUCUUCUCUCCCUCCCCUCCUCCAGGUGUUUGGUCAUGGUAAAGCCAAUGGGGAACCUACCUGGGCCCUCUUGAUGACUGCUGGGAUCUGUGAGAUUGGAAUCCUCAUUGCAUCACUGGAUGCUGUUGCCCCCAUUCUCUCAAUGUGAGUGUGUUCAGUAUGUGUGUAGAAGGUGAUACUGCAAAUCUGAGUCUUUCUCGCUAUAGUAAUGGGAUGGGAGUGUUUUUUCCUGUCAGUUGUGUACAGUAUUAGCUCAUUGUCCUUUUGUAAGCCUAUAAGUCACUUCUAUUAAUCUUCUCUGUGGGGCUGGGUUUCAGGUUUUUCCUGAUGUGCUACCUGUUUGUCAACCUGGCCUGUGCCGUCCAGACACUGCUACGCACUCCCAACUGGAGGCCCAGGUUUAAGUUCUACCAUUGGUGAGUUAUUAUUUUCCAUGCCAAAAGUGUCAAUUCAGGGAUCUUACACCCUGGACCAAUAUUAAGUUACAGCCCAGCACUAAAACACCUAAUUCAUCCAAUCAACUAAUCAUGAAGCACUUUGUGAAAUAGGUAAUGUAGAUAUUCAGAAGGAGGCAGAAGGUUCUGGUGCAAAGGUGUCCAUAUUUUUUCAUAGUGAUAGCCGGCGAUUCAUAUUUACAAGACAAACGGGUGGACAAUAAACGUACUACUCACACAAAAUAACAAACUGCACUAAGCCUAAACCAGGUUUACCCUGUAGCUUACGUAGUUCUUACACGUUGCGCGUAUACCAAACCCAAUCUACCUAGAAACCCAAAACAGGGCUUAUAUCCGCUAAGCCCCUCCCUGGUACAUACCCAUGUCCAAUGACAAGUAACCACAUAAUUGGUAUAGAAAUGUAACUGUCUUCCUCAUAAUUACCCAAUUACAUACAUUCGUUUAAAACAGAUGUGACCACUUCCAUGUACACUUUAAAUUGGGCGCACGUUAAACAUGAAUCAUGAAUUCUUACAUGAAUGGAACCGGCGAAUGGCCGCAACCCAAUAACAUGUAGUGGUGCACAAAGGCUCGCUCGAUCCUGUUGCACAAUGCACAACUAAAAUGACACAGACAAGACAUGACACACCUUGCACCAACGCGACGUGGGAAGUAUGAACAACGGAAAGCAUUAACAGACUGAAACAGAGUCUCUAACUCGUGAGUGUUACGAUGAUUCUGUGCACCGAAUCAACGUUUCACUCUCGUAGGCUAGAGAAAGGUAAAUCACCGCAUUUAUGUUUGGAAUCGAUUAUACGGAAAUACCUUUCCAUACAAACAUUUUCUUACCGAACUGAGCAUGAACUAUAAACAAUAGCUUAUUGCUAACAAAGGAGCUAAAUAAUUAUAUUGUCAUGCGCAGUGUUGAGUAUAAUGCUUCUAGAAAUAAAUGGCAAAAUGCAUAGGGGAAAUAGAAAGCGCUAUUUGAAUAUAAAGCCUAAUGGUAGUGUGCGCGUUCGUGACAAGUGGGCAUAAAUCCACAUCGUCACACACUUGAUUAGUUGAAUCAGGUGUGUCAGUGCUGGGCUGGAACAAAAGCCUGCACAGCUCAAAGGUGCCCAAUACGAGGAUGUAGUAACACUGAGCUAAUGCCUAUCCAAAAAAUAAGCCCAUUCAAUAAGCUGUUGUCCUGUUCUCUGGUCCCUGCAGGACGCUGUCGUUCCUGGGGAUGAGUCUGUGUGUCUCCCUCAUGUUCAUCUCCUCUUGGUACUAUGCUCUGGUAGCCAUGUCCAUCGCUGGAUGCAUCUAUAAGUACAUUGAGUACAGAGGGUAAGAGUUUGAUUUUCCAAUAACAGCUCAAUAACGUUAUACUACUGUAAUGAAAUUAGUAAUGUCCCCACUCCCCACAUAAUUAAAUAGAACACAGUAUUAUAUCUAUGUAGUGUCCCUGCCUUUCUUUAACCCAUUUUCUGGACAGUGUGUUGUAAUAAUACAGUUUGGUUACUGUUUGGUGUAUUGGCUUUGGUAUCUAAAUGUGAGAUUUCCUGCUUUUUUAACCCUCUCUCUGGUCUCUUUCCUCUCAGGGCAGAGAAGGAGUGGGGAGAUGGGAUCAGAGGUCUGUCCCUGAACGCUGCCCGCUACGCUCUAAUCCGCCUGGAGGAAGUGCAGCCACAUACUAAGAACUGGAGGUGAGAGGCUGAGAGCAGUGUAGGGUGAGGAUGACUCCUGGACUGAGGGCCAGAGUCAUACUCAGUUAUAUUAUUUUCAACUUAGACACAUUGUACAUGAACUUGUUAAAUAUGAAGAACAUUUCUUUGAUAUUUGAGACCAUUAAUGUGUGCACAUGAAUGAUAUCUCCUUCCUUGGUCUAAUGUUUCUGUACUUUAGGUUUGCAAUAUAGAGCUGUCACUCUGAAGACAGAUGGAUGAUGACUGACAUUUGAUUGUCUUGCUGUCCUGCCUGAUGACCAAGUUUAGUUGCUUGUCUUGAUGUCUAUCGAUCUGAACAUACACUGACUGUACUGUAUCUCUCCCCCCAGGCCUCAGUUACUGGUGCUACUGAAGCUGGAUUCAGACCUGGGGGUGAAACACCCUCGUCUGCUGUCCUUUACCACCCAGCUGAAGGCAGGGAAAGGUCUGACCAUCGUCAGCUCUGUGUUGGAGGGCACCUACAUGACCCUGGGGGCUGAGGCCAAGAGUGCAGAGCAGGUGAGAGACACUCAUAUCACAUGACCAGGGUGGCAGAGAAUCAGUGUUCAGACCAGGUGAGGUGUCCAGAACAGCCGCAGUUGGAACAGAUUCACCCUUGGCUACUGAUUUCUCAGACCCGUGCUCGCUGGAAGCAGGUGUAAUUUAGCCACCCACUCAAAGAGUAAAGAGACUCCAUCUGCAGUUUAUAAAGCCAGGGGAGGAUGGAGUUCUCAAUUAAUUAUCCCAUAACAGAGAACUCUGCCACCUGCUGGGAGGUCAGAUGGGUGCGCUAAAAUAUUAGAGGCAAGUCGUUAGAGAUGAAUAAUAUACUCAGUAAGUUACAACCUUAAUUUACAAUCAAACUGGUGAAGAGAAAUACAUUAUCUCUGUUCACCUCACUCUCUGUCCUCUUCCUCAUCCCAGAUUACAGUCUGAUGAAAGCUGCCUUUCUGUUUUUGCUCUGUCAUGCUACCCUCCAGCCAUGGUCAAUGAAACAUUCUGACUGGUCUAAUUCAAGCACAAAGAUGUCAAUAAAACGCUAUGCAAGGCCAAACUCCACUGGCUCUGUAGAGAUUCCUGCAGUGAGCUGUAUAGAUGUUUCCACUUAUUAGCCACACAUGUUAAAACGUGAUUUUGGUCACUCACUCUUGACUUCAUGUCCAAGUUUAGAAAGCAUUCAUAAAGCUUACAUAACAACUACGAAAAAGCGAUCAUUGGGGAUUUUCCUUCAUACUUUCUGCAUACUUUGCGUAGUAUACUUGCAUCAAAAUGUUUCAUCUACUAUCAGUGUCUUGCAAAUGUAAAAAAUAGUAUUUAUGGAAACUAUUUAUUUCACUCUUUCAUCCAUUUUCCUCUUUCAUCCUCUUUCCUCCUGGUUGUUCCUCUUUGCUUGGUGCAGAAUGUCAAGUCGGCCAUGCAUGCAGAACGUACCAAAGGUUUCUGCCACGUGGUGGUGUCCUCUAACCUGCGGGAUGGUUUCUCCCACCUGAUUCAGUCGGCAGGGCUGGGGGGCAUGAAACACAACACCGUCCUCAUGGCCUGGCCUGGGGGCUGGAAACAGGCUGAGGACUCCUACCCCUGGAAGAACUUCAUCGGUCAGUAGUACAUUUCAUACUCUACUAUACUCUACCAUACUUUACUAUAAUAGUCUACAGUACAUUUUAGUAGUAUCAUCAAGUAUGUCAUACUAACGUAGUUUCUCCUGAAGACAUUCACAUACAUUUGAAAAAUACCUACAGUUGAAGUCGGAAGUUUACAUACACCUUAGCCAAAUACAUUUAAACUCAGUUUUUCACAAUUACUGACAUUUAAUCCUAGUAAAAAUUCCCUGUUUUAGGUCAGUUAGGAUCACCACAUUAUUUUAAGAAUGUGAAAUGUCAGAAUAAUAGUAGAGUGAUUUCUUUCAGCUUUUAUUUCUUUCAUCACAUUCCCAGUGGGUCAGAAGUUUACAUACACUCAAUUAGUAUUUGGUAGCAUUGCCUUUAAAUUGUUUAACUUGAGUCAAACUUUUCGGGUAGCCUUCCACAAGCUUCCCACAAUAAGUUGAGUCAGGUUUGUAGGCAUCCUUGCUCGCACAUGCUUUUUCAGUUCUUCCCACACAUUUUCUAUAGGAUUGAGGUCAGGGCUUUGUGAUGGCCACUCCAAUACCUUGACUUUGUUGUCCUUAAGCCAUUUUGCCACAACUUUGGAAGUACACUUGGGGUCAUUGUCCAUUUGGAAGACCCAUUUGCGACCAAGCUUUAACUUCCUGACUGAUGUCUUCAGAUUCAAUAUAUCCACAUAAUUUUCCUUCUUCAUGAUGCCAUCUAUUUUGUGAAGUGCACCAGUCCCUCCUGCAGCAAAGUACCCCCACAGCACGAUGCUGCCACCCCCGUGCUUCACGGUUGGGAUGGUGUUCUUCGGCUUGCAAGCAACCACCUUUUUCCUCCAAACAUAACGCUGGUCAUUAUGGCAAAACACUUCUAUUUUUGUUUAAUCAGACCAGAGGACAUUUCUCCAAAACGUACGAUCUUUGUUCCCACGAUCUUUGUUUGCAGUUGCAAACCGUAGUCUGGCUUUUUUAUGGCGGUUUUGGAGCAGUGGCUUCAUCCUUGCUGAGCGGCCUUUCAGGUUAUGUCGAUAUAGGACUCGUUUUACUGUGGAUAUAGAUACUUUUGUACAUGUUUCCUCCAGCAUCUUCACAAGGUCCUUUGCUGUUGUUCUGGGAUUGAUUUGCACUUUUCGCACCAAAGUACGUUUAUCUCUAGGAGACUGAACGCGUCUCCUUCCUGAGCGGUAUGAUGGCUGCGCGGUCCCAUGGUGUUUAUACUUGCGUACUAUUGUUUGUACAGAUGAAUGUGGUACCUUCAGGCAUUUGGAAAUUGCUCCCAAGGAUGAACUAGACUUGUGGCGGUCUACACAUUUUUUUCUGAGGUCUUGGCUGAUUUCUUUUGAUUUUCCCAUGAUGUCAAGCAAAGAGGCACUGAGUUUGAAGGUAGGCCUUGAAAUACAUCCACAGGUACACCUCCAAUUGACUCAAAUUAUGUUAAGUAGCCUAUCAGAAGCUUCUAAAGCAUGACAUCAUUUUCUGGAAUUUUCCAAGCUGUUUAAAGGCACAGUUAACUUAGUGUAUGUACACUUCUGACCCACUGGAAUUGUGAUACAGUGAAUUAUAAAUGAAAUAAUCUGUCUGUAAACAAUUGUUGGAAAAAUUACUUGUGUCAUGCACAAAGUUGAUGUCCUAACCGACUUGGCAAAACUAUAGUUUGUUAACAAGAAAUUUGUGGAGUGGUUGAAAACGAGUUUUAAUGACUCAAACCUAAGUGUAUGUAAACUUCCGACUUCAACUGUAUGUUGACGCUCAUCUGCCAGUCAAAUCUCCCCUUCAAAUUGAUCUCUGUCUCCGGCGGUUUAAAGGCCUUUUUCCCAUCCAUCACUUCCCAUCCAUCACCACAACCGUUAAUCACAACGUCUCUCUCAUUACAUGGCCAUAAGUAAGCCUUCAAAUGAGUGGAUUCAGCUAUUUCAGCCACACCCGUUGCUGACAGGUGUAUGAAAUCGAGCACACCGCCAUGCAAUCUCCAUAGACAAACAUUGUCAUUAGAAUGGCCCGUACUGAAGAGCUCAGUGACUUUCAACAUGGCAUCGUCAUAGGAUGCCACCUUUCCAACAAGUCAGUUCGUCAAAUUUCUGCCCUGCUAGAGCUGCCCCGGUCAACUGUAAGUGCUGUUAUUGUGAAGUGGAAACGCCUAGGAGCACCAACUGCUCAGGCACGAAGUGGUAGGCCACACAAGCUCACAGAACGGGACCGCCGAGUGCUGAAGCGCGUUAAAAUCGUCUGUCCUCGGUUGCAACACUAACUACUGAGUUCCAAACUGCCUCCGGAAGCAACGUCAGCACAAUAACUGUUAGUCGGGAGCUUCAUGAAAUGGGUUUUCAUGGCCGAGCAGCCGCACACAAGCCUAAGAUCACCGCCAUUGGACUCUGGAGCGGUGGAAACGCAUUCUCUGGAGUGAUGAAUCAUGCUUCACCAUCUGGCAGUCCGACGGACGAAUCUGGGUUUGGCGGAUACCAGGAGAACGCUACCUGCCCCAAUGCAUAGUGUCAACUGUAAAGUUUGGUGGAGGAGGAAUAAUGGUCUGGGGCUGUUUUAAAUGGUUCGGGCUAGGUCCCUUAGUUCCACUGAAGGAAAAUCUUAACGCUACAGCAUACAAUGACAUUCUAGAUGAUACUGUGCUUCCAACUUUGUGGCAACAGUUUGGGGAAGGCCCUUUCCUGUUUCAGCAUGACAAUGCCCCCGUGCACAAAGCGAGGUCCAUACAGAAAUGGUUUGUCGAGAUCGGUGUGGAAGAACUUGACUGGCCUGCACAGAGCCCUGACCUCAACCCAGGCCUAAUCGCCCAACAUCUGUGCCCGACCUCACUAAUGCUCUUGUGGCUAAAUGGAAGUAAGUCCCCGCAGCAAUGUUCCAUCAUCUAGUGGAAAGCCUUUCCAGAAGAGUGGAGGCUGUUAUAGAAGCAAAGGUGGGACCAACUAUAUAUUAAUGCCAUUUAUUGUACCUUGAGUGAGAUUUUGUUUUUUGUUCCGAGAAUAUCAAGCAAGUGAAUGUCUUAUGGUAGAGUCAAGUGUUUUUCCUGAGCAAAUGACCUGACCCAGAGUCUGUCAAAACUGUGGGACCUAAUUAUAUGGGUUUCUUGUUAUGUGGGUUCCUUAUCCCACAGAGACGGUGAGAGAGACUACGUCAGCCCAUCAGGCCCUGCUGGUUGCUAAGAACAUUGACAAGUUCCCCAGCAAUCAGGACCGUCUGGAGGAGGGCACUAUAGAUGUGUGGUGGAUUGUCCAUGAUGGAGGUCUUCUCAUGCUGCUGCCUUUCUUACUGCGCCAACACAAGGUACUAUGGCAGUGGCACCAUAUACCCAUGGGUACUGUUGCUUUGUAAAAAUGAAGUAAAAAAAUAAACUAGCAUUCUAAUGGAGGCCAGGUUUUCAAAGUUAAUUGCAGGGGGCCAUUAAACAAUUUCCACAACUGAUAUUGGACCUAAAGCACUAUAGCAUUUAGACCAGUUUCACAGACACACAUUGUUUCUUUCCUUCUAUCUACAGUGAGGGAAAAAAAAGUAUUUGAUCCCCUGCUGAUUUUGUACGUUUGCCCACUGACAAAGAAAUGAUCAGUCUAUAAUUUUAAUGGUAGGUUUAUUUGAACAGUGAGAGACAGAAUAACAACAACAAAAUCAAGAAAAACACAAAUGUUAUAAAUUGAUUUGCAUUUUAAUGAGGGAAAUAAGUAUUUGACCCCCUCUCAAUCAGAAAGAUUUCUGGCUCCCAGGUGUCUUUUAUACAGGUAAUGAGCUGAGAUUAGGAGCACACUCUUAAAGGGAGUGCUCCUAACCUGUAUAAAAGACACCUGUCCACAGAAGCAAUCAAUCAAUCAGAUUCCAAACUCUCCACCAUGGCCAAGACCAAAGAGCUCUCCAAGGAUGUCAGGGACAAGAUUGUAGACCUACACAAGGCUGGAAUGGGCUACAAGACCAUCGCCAAGCAGCUUGGUGAGAAGGUGACAAUAGUUGGUGCGAUUAUUCGCAAAUGGAAGAAACACAAAAGUACUGUCAAUCUCCUUCGGCCUGGGGCUUCAUGCAAGAUCUCACCUCGUGGAGUUGCAAUGAUCAUGAGAACGGUGAGGAAUCAGCCCAGAACUACACGGGAGGAUCUCAAGGCAGAUGGGACCAUAGUCACCAAGAAAACAAUUGGUAACACACUACGCCGUGAAGGACUGAAAUCCUGCAGCGCCCGCAAGGUCCCCCUGCUCAAGAAAGCACAUAUACAUGCCUGUCUGAAGUUUGCCAAUGAACAUCUGCAUGUUUCAGAGGAGAACUGGGUAAAAGUGUUGUGGUCAGAUGAGACCAAAAUCGAGCUCUUUGGCAUCAACUCAACUCGCCGUGUUUGGAGGAGGAGGAAUGCUGCCUAUGACCCCAAGAACACCAUCCCCACCGUCAAACAUGGAGGUGGAAACAUUAUGCUUUGGGGGUGUUUUUCUGCUAAGGGGACAGGACAAUUUCACCGCAUCAAAGGGACGAUGGACAGGGCCAUGUACCGUCAAAUCUUGGGUGAGAACCUCCUUCUCUCAACCAGGGCAUUGAAAAUGGGUCGUGGAUGGGUAUUCCAGCAUGACAAUGUCCCAAAACACACGGCCAAGGCAACAAAGGAGUGGCUCAAGAAGAAGCACAUUAAGGUCCUGGAGUGGCCUAGCCAGUCUCCAGACCUUAAUCCCAUAGAAAAUCUGUGGAGGGAGCUGAAGGUUUGAGUUGCCAAACGUCAGCCUCAACCCUAAUGACUUGGAGAAGAUGUGUGGGACAAAAUCCCUCCUGAGAUGUGUGCAAACCUGGUGGCCAACUACAAGAAACGUCUGACCUCUGAUUGCCAACAAGGGUUUUGCCACCAAGUACUAAGUCAUGUUUUGCAGAGGGGUCAAAUACUUAUUUCCCUCAUUAAAAUGCAAAUCAAUUUAUAACAUUUUUGACAUGCGUUUUUCUGGAUUUUUGUUGUUGUUAUUCUGUCUCUCACUGUUCAAAUAAACCUACCAUUAAAAUUAUAGACUGAUCAUUUCUUUGUCAGUGGGCAAACGUACAAAAUCAGCAGGGGAUCAAAUACUUGUUUCCCUCACUGCUAUCUCUCUUUUCCAUGUCCUCCUCUGUCCCAGGUGUGGAGGAAGUGUAAGAUGCGGAUCUUCACCGUGGCUCAGAUGGAUGACAACAGUAUUCAGAUGAAGAAGGACCUGCAGAUGUUCCUUUAUCACCUCCGUCUCAAUGCUGUAGUGGAGGUGGUGGAGAUGGUAAGCAGCUGUAGUCACACUUACUCAAUCAUACUUGUUAUAUUGGAUUAAUAAGAAACCAUUUGUCAGGGUUUUGCCCAAAAUAUUGUGCCAAAUUCUUCAUAUUGCUUUGUAUUUCUGUCCUCAGCACGAUAGUGACAUCGCAGCAUUCACCUAUGAGAAGACCCUGGUGAUGGAGCAGCGCUCUCAGAUGCUGAAACAGAUGCAGCUGUCCAGGAAUGAGAGGGAGAGAGAGGUAACGUGCUGCUUUACUCUGUCAGGUUCUGUUUAACCCGGUCAUUAUAACCAGGUGGUUCAGUAGUGGAUAAAGCAUAAUUUAUUUUGACAAGCAAACACAUAAUCACUGCUUUGAAUGUUAACUGUAGGUCUAUGCACUGUGUUUAAAACAAAGACAAAGAUUGCAGUUCACACACGGGACAGACUAUAUCUGUGGUCCUUCCUGUUACAGUAGUUCUUUACUUCCUUGUUGUGGGGGGCUCGUAAUAUUGGCUGACUGUUGUGACAUUUUGGCCUGUCCUGAUUUCCUGCUGCUGUGUUGGAUGUUCUGGGCUUGCAUUGGGUUGGGCUUCAGAUUCAGAGCAUCAGAGACGAGUCGCGUAACUCCAUCAAGAGGAAGAAGUCAUCAGUGGUGGAGACACUACAGGCCCCAAACACACUACAGGUCCCAAGCCUGUCCAUAUCCAGGGACAUGCGAGUGGAUGAGGAGGUAGCCAAGCAGCCAUGUGAUGUCCCAUAAACAUCCCAUAAGCAUCUCCCUCUCCCUCGCCACCCUCUAGUCUAGCUCAUACCUGUAUCUGACAUGGACAGAGCCACAGUUAUUAAAUACCAAAAAAAUUGCUGUGAUUUGGGAAUUUUGGGAAAUCUUAAGGAAUGACAGAGAUGUUCCAGUAGAAGCGUACUCCAAUUCUGUAUGUGUUUCUGGAAGCAGUGCUGGGAAGCAUUGCUCUGAAUGAAUUUGUCUGUGACAAAAUAAGUAUUAAAUGGAACUGAAUUAUAGGAUCUCUAUGGCUGUGGCCCUCUGUGUCAUUGUCACCGCAUUCCUCGAUCAACUUACCUGAGAGUUAUCGGCUUUGUAGCAGCUAUUAGACUUAGUUCUAAAAAGAUUGUUCUAAAAAUAUCUAAGAAUUUUGAGCAUUUUAGAGAACUGCCAACCCCAAACCUUUAACUAGAAAUGUAGUCCCAUUUUUCCUCAUCUUUCCCAUAUGUUUCAACUUCACUACAAUUUAUUUGCACUAUGUUUUUAUUAUUGUUUGCUGUAGUACACUUCAUUUUGUUUCUAUGUAAUGCAUUGUUUUUAUGUCACUUUGUUAUUUUCAUUUUGAAGCAUUGAAAUGUAUUUCAUGACUUUUCCAUGGAGGAGACAAAUGAAGUAAUGCAACAAUGAGAAUAUCAUCCAUAAUACAUUGUGGAUCUAUUGUUAGGAGUAACAUUAUCAUUCUUGUCGAAUAAUGCAAAACUAGGAUAAUCUCCAUUCUACAGUUGUGCCAGCCUCCUGAUCCUGUCUGAUGGGAGGCACCACUUUGUUUAGCAUCCUGCCUUGGUCUGUAGUGACACCAGUGUUAUUCCCCAGGCUCAGCUGAUCACUAAGCUGGGCACAAACUCCCACGCCAGCCUCAACGACAACGCUACCGCCACGCCCGACCACCGCGUCCACAUGACCUGGACCAAAGACAAGCUGAUCGCCGAGAGGAACCGUAACCGCGGCGAGCCCAACGUGGGCGUGAAGGACCUGUUCAAUAUGAAACCGUAGGUAUCUCCCCCUAGAGGCUCCAGGCUCACACUGCAGCACGCUGUUAGACCAGAAGUAGCCCUUUCAAACUCCUCAGUCUAACCGAGCCAUGCUGUUCUGUACUGGCCUUGUAAUGGUAGUGUGAAAUCCAUAGAUGCACCUGUCUACUGCACAUAUACUGAAUCAUAGCUACAGUAGCUACUGUUAUUUGAAAUAGUCUGUCAUGUACCAUUACUUGAACUAGUCUUUGUUCUUAGGAUGUUAUAUAGUGAAUAACCUGUCAUCAGUCUGUAAUCCAUCAUUGAUGCCCAGUUGUCCCUAUUUGUAUAUGAAAGAAUGUGAUUAACCUUUAUGUUUUGUUUCCUCCCUUCUAGCGAGUGGGAGAGUCUGUAAGUCAAGUUUCCCUUUGUCUCAACUGUGUGAUGGUGUGUUUCCCUUUGUCUCAACUGUGACAGUGUGUGCGUGCCUUCGUGUGUGUGUGAUCCUUUCCAUGUCAUGACCUUAUAGUUUUUAUUGGAGAAGCGAGGGUUGUCUUUCUUCACUUCUCUCCUCCUCGCAGUUGAUAUGCAUGGAAAGGAUAACGUUCUCUCUGCAUGCAUGACCUUGCCUAACUUGCCUAGACUGUUUGCUAUAAUCAUAAGUAUAUUAUAUACACUGCUCAAAAAAAUAAAGGGAACACUUAAACAACACAUCCUAGAUCUGAAUGAAUGAAAUAAUCUUAUUAAAUACUUUUUUCAUUACAUAGUUGAAUGUGCUGACAACAAAAUCACACUAAAAUUAUCAAUGGAAAUCAAAUGUAUCAACCCAUGGAGGUCUGGAUUUGGAGUCACCCUCAAAAUUAAAGUGGAAAACCACACUACAGGCUGAUCCAACUUUGAUGUAAUGUCCUUAAAACAAGUCAAAAUGAGGCUCAGUAGUGUGUGUGGCCUCCACGUGCCCGUAUGACCUCCCUACAACGCCUGGGCAUGCUCCUGAUGAGUUGGCGGAUGGUCUCCUCAGGGAUCUCCUCCCAGACCUGGACUAAAGCAUCCGCCAACUCCUGGACAGUCUGUGGUGCAACUUUUAAACCACUAGUAUACUCUGAACUGGACAACUGAGUGUCCACUUAGUCAGUAUCAUCUUACAGUAAUAUAGACUGUUGGUGGAUGGAGCGAGACAUGAUGUCCCAGAUGUGCUCAAUUGGAUUCAGGUCUGGGGAACGGGCGGGCCAGUCCAUAGCAUCAAUGCCUUCCUCUUGUAGGAACUGCUGUCACACUCCAGCCACAUGAGGUCUAGCAUUGUCUUGCAUUAGGAGGAACCCAGGGCCAACCGCACCAGCAUAUGGUCUCACAAGGGGUCUGAGGAUCUCAUCUCGGUACCUAAUGGCAGUCAGGCUACCUCUGGCGAGCACAUGGAGGGCUGUGCGGCCCCCCAAAGAAAUGCCACCCCACACCAUGACUGACCCACCGCCAAACCGGUCAUGCUGGAGGAUGUUGCAGGCAGCAGAACGUUCUCCACGGCGUCUCCAGACUCUGUCACGUGCUCAGUGUGAACCUGCUUUCAUCUGUGAAGAGCACAGGGCGCCAGUGGCGAAUUUGCCAAUCUUGGUGUUCUCUGGCAAAUGCCAAACGUCCUGCACGGUGUUGGGCUGUAAGCACAACCCCCACCUGUGGACGUCGGGCCCUCAUACCACCCUCAUGGAGUCUGUUUCUGACCGUUUGAGCAGACACAUGCACAUUUGUGGCCUGCUGGAGGUCAUUUUGCAGGGCUCUGGCAGUGCUCCUCCUUGCACAAAGGCGGAGGUAGCGGUCCUGCUGCUGGGUUGUUGCCCUCCUACGGCCUCCUCCACGUCUCCUGAUGUACUGGCCUGUCUCCUGGUAGCGCCUCCAUGCUCUGGACACUAUGCUGACAGACACAGCAAAUCUUCUUGCCACAGCUCGCAUUGAUGUGCCAUCCUGGAUGAGCUGCACUACCUGAGCCACUUGUGUGGGUUGUAGACUUCGUCUCAUGCUACCACUAGAGUGAAAGCACCACCAGCAUUCAAAAGUGACCAAAACAUCAACCAGGAAGCAUGGGAACUGAGAAGUGGUCUGUGGUCACAACCUGCAGAACCACUUCUUUAUUGGGGGUGUCUUGCUAAUUGCCUAUAAUUUCCACCUGUUGUCUAUUCCAUUUGCACAAUAGCAUGUGAAAUGUAUUGUCAAUCAGUGUUGCUUCCUAAGUGGACAGUUUGAUUUCACAGAAGUGUGAUUGACUUGGAGUUACAUUGUGUUGUUUAAGUGUUCCCUUUAUUUUUUUGAGCAGUGUAUAACAUAUAUACCUUGAUGUAUCAGUUAGUGAGGUGUGAUAUUGAUACUAAAGGCAAAUCAUCAACGUUCUAUCUAUACUGUAGCAUGUCUAUUGAGGCAUUCAAUAUACAAUGACUUAGCGUAGCUAAUUGGCUUACUGUCCAUUCUUGGUAAGCGUGUGAUUACAUUUGAGUCACUUAUCAUGACGCCGUUAAGUCACUUAUCAUGAAUGCUUAUGACGGGUGUGAUGUCAUGUUUAUAAUAGCAUCCUGUAGUAGGAUAUAAGGCAUAGUCUAAGGUUGUCUCAAAUGGCAACCUAUUCCCUAUAUAGUACACUACUUUUGACAGGGCCCAUAGGGCUCUGGCCAAAAGUAAUGCACUAUAAAAGGAAUAGGGUGCCAUUUGGGACACAGCCCAAGUAGCAGACAUGUAAGAAUUGUUAUUGUUUAGUUCAACCUGUACUCUCAUAGGAACCAGUCUAACGUGCGGAGGAUGCACACCGCAGUCAAGUUGAACGAGGUUGUGGUCAACAAGUCCCAAGGAGCUCAGCUGGUGCUGCUGAACAUGCCUGGACCGCCCAAAAGCAAGGGAGGAGACGAGAAUUGUAUCCUUUUUUUUUUAACCACUAGUAUACUCUGAACUGGACAACUGAGUGUCCACUUAGUCAGUAUCAUCUUACAGUAAUAUAGACUGACAUGGAUGGAAGCUAUACGUUACAUUGGACACCAUAAAGUAGUUUGGGGCAUCUCCAGCUGAAUGAAAUUCCAGACAAUUUUAGGUUAUUGCCCCCAUUUAUUUUUACUUUUGACAAUUCAAAUGAUUGUACCAUAGAUGCCAUUAGUACUCUUCCACAUCAAUUUCUAUAUCCAGACUGCAGUUGUUUCUCCUUGACCCCAUGGCCUGUAGACAUGGAGUUCCUGGAGGUUCUUAUGGAUGGGCUGGACCGGGUGCUGCUGGUGCGUGGAGGAGGCAGGGAGGUGAUCACCAUCUAUUCUUAG
Molecule: messenger RNA, 38491 nt
Organism: Coregonus sp. 'balchen'
Lineage: Eukaryota; Metazoa; Chordata; Actinopteri; Salmoniformes; Salmonidae
Source: the annotation of a GenBank genome assembly